AUGACAACUGCUGCUAGACCAACCUUUGAUCCUGCUCGAGGUUCCGAUAGUAAAGCACCAACUUUACAAUAUAGUUCUCGAGAUCUUGCGGCUCAUACAAAACUUAAAUACAGACAACCCGGACAAACUACAAGAGAAGAUCUUGAAAAUACAGAUCUUAGAGAAGAACUUUUGAAAGCUGAAAGAGAACAUUUUGGGAAAAAACAAGGUUUACUAAAUUCCGGAGAACAAGAAUAUGCCGAUGUUCGACUUCGUAUAAUGCAAGAAGCUGCGACUUUAGAUAAAGACGAUAGUGACGAUGAUAGUGAGGAAGAUGAGGAAGAAGACGACGAUGAUACAGUUGCAUUAGUAGCCGAGUUAGAAAAAAUUAAAAGGGAACGUGCGGAAGAAAAAGAAAGACAAGAAAUGGAUGCGUUAGAAGCAGAAGAACGAGAAAAACGUGAAGCUGCUUUGGCAGGAAAUCCCUUGUUAAAUAAGGAUUUUAGUGUCAAACGAAGAUGGGAUGAUGAUGUAAUUUUCAAGAAUCAAGCUCGAGGAGUAGAAGAUAAACCUAAAAAAAGAUUUAUAAACGAUACAUUACGAACUAAUUUGUUAAAUAAUCAACAAGUUGCCAUAAAAUUCGAACCUCGGAAGAGUGAUGCUCCUCAACUUCGAGACGAAUAUCGAACAUACAAAAUUUUGGCGGGAUCAUUGGGAAUACCCAAUGUAUACUAUUUUGGACAAGAGGGUUUACAUAACAUACUGGUUGUGGAUCUUCUUGGGCCUAGUCUUGAAGAUUUGUUUGAUAUGUGUGGAAGAAAGUUUAGUAUCAAAACAGUGGUUAUGGUAGCCAAGCAAAUGCUUACAAGGGUUCAAACCAUUCACGAGAAGAAUCUCAUUUAUCGUGAUAUCAAACCGGAUAAUUUUUUGAUUGGUCGUCCGCUAUCAAAAGGUGCCAAUUUAGUUUAUGUUGUUGAUUUUGGUAUGGCCAAACAAUAUCGUGACCCAAAAACGAAACAACAUAUUCCAUAUCGAGAAAGAAAAAGUUUAAGUGGAACAGCUAGAUACAUGAAACAAUCGCGCCGUGAUGAUCUAGAAGCUCUCGGUCAUGUAUUUAUGUACUUUUUAAGAGGGGGUCUACCAUGGCAAGGGCUUAAGGCAGCAACAAAUAAACAAAAAUAUGAAAAAAUUGGAGAAAAAAAACAAUCAACACCCAUUAGAGAACUCUGCGACGGAUUUCCAGAAGAAUUUGGUAUUUACCUUAGCUAUGUUCGUAAACUUGGUUUUGAAGAUAAUCCUGAUUAUGAUUACUUGAGGGAACUUUUUACCAAGAUUUUGAAAAAUUCUAAUGAGACAGAAGAUGGCAUUUAUGAUUGGAUGUUAUUAAAUGCUGGAAAAGGAUGGGAAGCAAGUUCGCGGAAAGAUGACGGCGCACUGAAUCCUGACACUAACACCCGCCUAACACUUCACGGCACUUCCUCUCAGCAAUAUACUGUAACCAAACCAAGUCGACAAACAGUAAAACCUAAACCUAAUAAUCCAGUUAUGAAUUCAGGAGAUGAUAUAAAUUAUCCAGGACGUGCCGGUAUCGGUAUGAAUGGAGGUAAUGGUGGAAAUGCGCCAGGUGGUCAGGGAAAUAAUGGUGCAGAUUCAAACUCUCAUCGGAGACGAGGAAUUUGGCAAAAGUUUAUUGGAGUUAUUACUUGUAGUAUGUGUAGCUAA
Molecule: messenger RNA, 1701 nt
Organism: Diversispora eburnea
Lineage: Eukaryota; Fungi; Glomeromycota; Glomeromycetes; Diversisporales; Diversisporaceae
Source: the annotation of a GenBank genome assembly